Darwinula stevensoni is the source of this 1110-nucleotide messenger RNA. The record is from the annotation of a GenBank genome assembly. NCBI's taxonomy places the organism in Eukaryota, Metazoa, Arthropoda, Ostracoda, Podocopida, Darwinulidae.
UGUGUCUCUCGUUCUGCGAAGGAGGGUCCGCUCGAGACCGGAAAGAUGGGAUUGUGGAGCGAGAGAUUCUGGCUGCCCUACAACGAGACCUGGGAGAACGUGCCAUCCAAAUAUGGGUUCGCGUACCCGGGUAGCCGGGACUUCCUUCCUGCCAUCCCCAUCGCGGUGGCAUUUCUUGCAGUCAGAUUCCUCCUGGAAAGAUUCGUGUUCACGCCGAUCGGGAGGUUGGGGGGACUCAAGGGGAUCGCACGAUGGAGGGUCCAGCCGGGAUCGGUCGACGGGGGGCCGUCGAGUCCACAGCCGAGUCCACAGCCGAGUCCUCAGCCGAAUCCUCGAUCCGAGGAUUUCGCGGUCUGUCGGCACACCAAGCUCGCCAAGUUCAACGAAUGCUGCGUGAAGUGCGUGUUCUACGUGAGUCUCUUCUUCGCGGGAACGUGGGUCAUGUGGGGUAAGAAGUGGCUCUGGGAACCAAGUCUCUGCUGGGAUCAAUACCCUUUCCAUGAAAUUCCCAAGGACGUCCGAUGGUAUUACCUGGUGGAAAUGGGUCUGUACGUCUCCCUGCUGGUGGCCCAGGGAUUCGACACGAAGAGAAAAGAUUUCUGGAUCGAAUUCACCCAUCACAUCCUCACGCUGGGGCUCCUGAGUCUCUCUUUCCUCUGCGGGGCGACGCGGUGUGGGGCCAUCGUCAUCUUGCUUCACGAUGCGGCCGAUGGGCCCCUGCUGGCGGGGAAGGCGUGGAAAUACUUGGAAAAGGAGAGGAUGGCGCUGGUGUCCUUCGUCCUCUUCGUCCUCAUCUGGAUCUCCUCCAGGCUCAUCCUCUACCCGGCCCUCAUCAUCGUCCCGGCGAUGGUGGCUUAUUGGGAACACAUGGAUCUGACGGCGACCGGUCACGGAGGCAUCAUCUUCUUCAUCUCUCUCCUCUGGGGGCUUCUAUUCAUCCAGCUCUAUUGGACCUAUUGCAUCGGGGCCGUCAUUCAUCGAAUGCUCAGUAGCUCCGAAGCGAAGGACGUGAGGAGCGACACGGAGGAGGAAACGGACGACGAGGACGGAGGCCAAGAGAAGAAGGAACUCUAGCCGCCAACUGAUUCUCUCGUACGAAAUGAAGCGGAA